Puntigrus tetrazona (Sumatra barb) is the source of this 1759-nucleotide messenger RNA. RefSeq names its product zinc finger CCCH domain-containing protein 3-like. The record is from RefSeq and is a predicted model, not a curated record. NCBI's taxonomy places the organism in Eukaryota, Metazoa, Chordata, Actinopteri, Cypriniformes, Cyprinidae. The transcript is spliced from 3 exons. Bases 54 to 1736 code for a protein of 560 amino acids.
ACGUAAUUACAGGCGUCGUCGCGGUUUUAUGACGUCUGUGUUUUGGUGCGAAGAUGGCUGAACGUGAAGCGUUACAAAGAGAAAUAGAGGAAUUGCAAAACCUCAUUAAUGACUAUAAAAGUAAUCAUGGCGACGUUCCCUCAAGUUCUACGCAGUGGGGUCAUGGCAGACAUGGUUCAAGGAGGGGCCGGGGUCAGAGUCGGGGUCAUUCCUCACACUACACACAGUCAUAUUCAUCACUGCCACAACCGUAUGUGCCUCAUUCUUCCAGCAGCUGGAGGAAAACAUACUCCCUUAACAACAAGACCAACAGGACAGUUCGGAGCCUUGCGUCUCGUCCAGCUGUGGACCAUCUGAACCAGCCUCACCAUCACAUCACCACAUCUGGAGAUGCCGCUACUGGAAAAAGUGCUGGACCUUUUGUAAACAGCAGUGUUUCAUUUAAAAGGUUGAAAGCUGAACAAAUCACGGAUAAAUCUACAACAUCUUCAAUUAAUGUCCAAAGUGAGACUUCAAAGGAGAGGAAAAGUGAAGCAAGUGAAAAAAGGACUGUGCUUAUACCUUCAACAGGAAAAAACGAUCUUGGCUGCUCAUCUGCCAGCACACUAACUGAAUUUGCUUCAACAUCAAACGCUGAAAUGAAGAUAAAUCCCACUUUGAAAUUGUCCUCAUCUGCGAACGAUCACUCUAUCCCUCUAUCUGUCAAACCUUCAGCUCCAGUUCAAGUCAACCUUUCUACUGCUGCCUUAUCCAACAGGACUGUUGUAAUGCCAACAGCCAAUAGAGAUUGUACCACGACUUCAUCUGCCUCUAACCUUCAGUCUCAGGCUUCCUUGAGUACCACAAAGCUUCAGCUUAAGCAAGACUCAGCUCAGACAUGUGUAGCCUCUCCAUGUCAUAAGAAAUCUCGGUUUACUUGGGUGAAAAACCAAGAGAUGGCAAACAUAAAAAGCACACCUAAGCCAGUGACCUCUGGAUCCUCUCCUGGCACAGCCACCGUAAGACGAGUUUCCAGUUCCAAUAAGAAGGUGUCUAGCAAGCCUAAUCUUUCCCUCGGAGCUCCUAAGACCUCAAAGUACACUUGGGUGUCUUCCUCUUGCUCCUCGUCAACAGCUGGAAAAGCAAACGCCUCAACAAAUAUGCCACGCAAGCCCCUUUCACCCAAAACUCUUAAAGUCCCUGUAAGAACAUCUCAAGGUGGACUGGAGGUACCAAUGAAAGAAAAGAGAUGUGGCACAACUUCAUCAAAAAAGUAUAAAGCUACAGGUUCCUCCGCAUCCCAUGCUGACCAUGCUAACAAAUAUCGCUGGAAAAGUGCAACAGCAAAUACAUCUAGCUCAAUUUCUAAAACUACCCAUAAGGGCACGGUCUAUCGAUGGACAGCUAACAAGAGUAGUCAAAAAGGGGAAAAAGUAUCUGUUCUGUCCUCAAACUCCACCUACAUGAACCCUAAUACCACCCCACUGUCAGCUGGUGCUUUCAAGCUCAGGAGUCGUACCAAGAUCAUCAGAAGAUCUGCUAGCAGUCCCUGCUUAGAGAGAAGAUGCAGCCCCAUCGUGCAGACUGUAAGGAGCCGGUAUUCUUUGCAGAGAAGGACACAUGCACAGGUGAAGACUCCAACCAAUGCCAGGCGAACAGGGUCAAAAGUGCUGGUUUCGUUCGGCAGACACAAGCUCCGUCGUCUCUCUCUCACCUCCACCUCACUUGGGACCUCAAGAUCAGGUCAGUUACUAUGACUGCACAUUCACAGAAUGCUUUG